This is a messenger RNA of Podospora pseudopauciseta, 3518 nucleotides long. RefSeq names its product putative flavin carrier protein 3. The transcript has 2 exons. The record is from RefSeq and is a predicted model, not a curated record. Bases 725 to 3073 code for a protein of 782 amino acids. NCBI's taxonomy places the organism in Eukaryota, Fungi, Ascomycota, Sordariomycetes, Sordariales, Podosporaceae. Gene Ontology annotation, biological process: fungal-type cell wall biogenesis; transmembrane transport. Gene Ontology annotation, cellular component: membrane.
GAGACGGUUGGCAGGCAUUGGCGCUUCCCGCUCCCCCCCGUGCGCUCAUUACGACAGAAGACCUGCUGCACCGCGACACAAGCGCUGUGUCCCCCGUUUCCUCUCAGACCCCCCUAAUCCCAAAUGCUCCCUCGUCUUCCGCUUCUCUCACUCAGACUUCCAUUUCCACCUCUCACCACCACAUGGAUUUUUGCAUCCGCUUGAUGAUUGCAAAAUCUCCUUCUUCUCACUGUCGUUUUUGAGAGAAAAGGUGGCGGAAUUCUUAGCAUUGGCGUAACUAGCCAACUGGUCGCCGUUGUUUGGCAGCAUACUCUCGCUUUUUUUACUAUUCUCCCUGCCAACAAUCGACACCAAAAGCAACCCGCCUUCGAUUCUCACAGCGCGCGCGCGCCUCUUCACUCGACGCCGUCUUCAUUCCGCAUUCUUCCCUGGUUUCCCUUCGAAAUUACUCUCAGCGCCUCGUUUAGCUGUUCUUCAUCUUCCAGUCUGUUUCUUUACCAAAAAUACAGGCUCUCUCUACCGACACCUGCACGCUGGCGGCUCACGGUUUUGCAAACUCGACGGACAAGGCAACGGACGACCGCAAAAGAAGCGACUGGUUCAAACCGAGUAAACAAACCAACUACGCCGCACCACUCACCCACCUCACGCCAACUCCCGACUCUCUAAAAAAGCACAGGUUGCUUAGACUGUCGCCUGUCAUCUGAAUCGAUUGUUGGUCACCAUGAGGUUAUCUUUAACACGGCCCGUUGCGGCCUUCGCGUCGCUCGCGGCGCUCGUCGCACCAGCAAUGGCAGAGCCGAUUCUCCAGUCGAACUCGCUCAACUCUUGUCAGGAAAACUCGCUGUUCAGCGCCAGCUUGUUCAAGGUCGUCUUCACACCAAAUAACAAAACAGCCAACGUCGACAUUGUAGCUGUCUCGUCAGUCCAGGGCAACGUCACUUUCGAUGUCGAGGUCUCGGCCUAUGGUUUCCCCAUCAUCAAGCAAAAAGUUAGCCCAUGCGAUAUGGGUCUGGCUGGUCUCUGUCCCAUGACAGCAGGCAAGAUUCCUCUCAACUUCAACCUUCCCGUUACCGGUGACGCCCUGGAACAAGUACCUGGAAUCGCCUACAACUUCCCCGAUCUCGACGCCACCGUAAAGGUGAUUUUUACCAUGACGGAUGGUCCCGAGGCAGGAAACGCUGUUGCUUGCGUGGAGGCUGAUAUUUCCAACGGAAAGACGGUGGAUUUGCUUGGUGUCAAGUGGGCUACUGCCAUUGUCGCUGGUUUGGCUCUCACAUCGUCGGCUAUCAUGUCCGGUCUCGGCCACUACAAUGCCGCUUCCCACGUCGCUGCCAACGCCCUCUCGCUCUUUGGUUACUUCCAGGCCCAGGCCAUGCUUGGUCUCACUGGUGUGCCUCUGCCGCCUGUUGUCAUGUCGUGGACCCAGGAUUUCCAGUGGAGCAUGGGAAUCAUUCGUCUCGAGUUCAUGCAGGACAUCUUUACCUGGUACCAGCGCGCCACUGGUGGUACUCCGGCCACCAUCUUCGACUCGCUUACGACCGUUUCCGUGCAAGUUGAGAAGCGAUCUCUGGAUUUUAUCGAAGCUGGUAUGAGCCUCGCGAAGCGCUCUGUGGCCAUGAUGCCGAGGAGCAUCGCUGAGCCUCUCGGGCAAGCCAUGAAGCGGGACCUCAUGCGUCGCGCCAAUAUCGAGACCAGCUCCGGCAGUUACAUCGUGUACGGGAUCCAGCGUGUGGCCUUCCGCGCAGGCAUCGAGUCGACCAACGUUUUCAUGACUUGCGUGGCCUUCUUCUGCUUGAUGGUCAUUUUUGUCAGUCUGGCCGUGGCCGCUUUCAAGGGUGCCUGCGAGAUGGCCGUCAAGAACAAGAUGAUGGACAGCGACAAGUUCCUCGACUUCCGCAACGGCUGGCUCACGGUCCUCAAGGGCAUCUUGUUCCGUCUUACCCUCAUCGGGUUCCCGUCCAUGGCCAUCAUGUGCUUGUGGGAGUUCACCCAGAACGAUUCGGCUGCCCUGAUGGUCCUGGCUGUCUUUUUCCUGAUCGGAAUGACGACCACGCUCUGCUGGGCCGCCUUCAAGGUGAUUAUGAUUGCCCGCCGCUCCAUCGUCAUGCACAACAACCCGGCCUAUAUCCUCUUCUCGGACCCCCAGGCACUUAACAAGUGGGGCUUCCUCUACGUGCAGUUCAGAGCCUCCGCCUACUACUUCAUCCUGCCCUACCUUGGCUACUUGGGACUCAAGGCCAUGUUCAUCGCCUUUGCGCAGCACUCGGGAACCGUUCAGGCCGUGGGUUUUCUUAUCAUUGAAGCCGGCGCCCUGAUUGCCGCCAGCGUUCUUCGCCCAUGGAUGGACAAGAGCACCAACUCUUUCAACAUUGCCAUCUGCGCCAUCAACUUUGUCAACUCGAUCUUUUUGAUGAUCUUCACCGAGGUCUUUAACCAGCCCAGACUCGUCACUGGCGUUGUGGGCGUCGUGUUGUGGAUUGCUAAUGCUUCCUUUGCGCUGGUUUUGCUGUUGAUGCUCAUUGUCACCACUGUCAUUGUCAUCUUCCGCGACAACCCGGAUGGCCGUUACACCUACAUGGCCGAUGACAGAACCUCGUUCAUGAAGUCUCAGACGCACCUCACGACGACUACCGAGCUGGACGCGCUCGCGGCUACCGCUCGCGGCGGCAAGGAGGGUUUCAACAAAGGCAUGGACCUGGAUGAUGACGCCGAAUCUAUUACAUCGGACUCGCUCCGGCGCCAGACCGAGAGGCUCGGCGUGCCUUCUGCUCACUCUAACCAGAGCUUUGGUGCUCACUCCAACAACAGCUUUGGCGCCCAGUCGAACUACAACAACCAGGGCUACGGCAACCGCCCCCAAUCUCCAGCCAAUCCGUCGAUGCCAUUCUUCCCCGCCGACGGACCUCGCAGCCCGCCGAGGUACCAAGACAACGGGUCGAUGCGGGCGCCCAGUCCGUUUGAUGGCUCUCCGCCCUAUCGAAACCAGAACAACAGCCCAGGUCCGGGCGCCUUCCGGCAACAAAACAACGCUAGCCCAAGUCCUUGGCAACGCGGUGCCGGCUACGACUAAAAAGGAGGCCUUUUUGCUUUUGCACAUUCAUGACCUGGGAUAGGAGUUUUUGUUUUUGGCGGUUUCCGAUCGCAACCGAGCAAGCGGUCAAUAUAUAAGGGAUGGGCACAGCAGCCCGAGGCCCGCACUGAGACCAAGAAUGGAACAGAUCCAUGAUACCCUACUACUUCUCGACCAACUUGCCGUGUUGGAUACACGAGCGCACUAUCCGACCACACGUCACUUUUUUUUGUUGUUUUUUCUACCAGGGAUGCAUGAAAAGGCGUCAGUUAGUUUCUCGGAAAGAUGAACUGGGAGGAGAGGAAGAAGAAGAAGAAGAUGGAGACGUAUAAUUUCUACUUUCAUGUUCCAUUUUGGAAGAAGAGGCAGAUCUCCUGACAAGGGUCUGUUUUGUAUCAUACCCAUCUUCGCGUGCUUUGUUAGCGCUCGCAUAUGAGAGAGACCU